CGCCUUCCGUCGCAGCCACCGUCUGCAGCUCAAAGUACGCUUGAAAAACUCUGAUGUGAUGUUUUCUGUGCUGGAGUAAGAUUUUGAUCCGACGUCCAUGAAAUGGUGACACUGACAGUGUAUCUUGGUUAAUAAUCAGCCCCGGGACCUGUCCUGCUCCGCCGUGCUCCUCAUGGCAGAGGUCUAUUACGUUGGAGUGGACGUGGGCACCGCCAGUGUCAGGGCUGCACUGGUGACCAGAGAGGGUGUGCUGAAGAGGACUGCAGAGGAGCAUAUCAGCAUCUGGGAGCCCCAGGCUGACCACUAUGUCCAGUCCUCCACAGAGAUCUGGGAGAAAUGCUGCUCAGUUGUAAAGAAUGUUACCCAGGGUUUGAACAGGAACCAGGUGAGGGGCGUUGGCUUUGAUGCCACCUGCUCUUUAGUGGUUUUGGACCAAACCUUCCAGCCGGUGCCAGUCAGUCAGGAUGGUGACAGACUAAAGAAUGUGGUAAUGUGGAUGGACCAUCGAGCUGCAGAGCAGGCUGCUCGUAUAACCCACACUGGCCACAAGGUCCUGAGCAGGGUGGGAGGGGUCAUGUCACCAGAGAUGCAACCCCCUAAGCUGCUCUGGCUCAAAGAGAAUCUAAAAGAAAGCUGCUGGAACAAAGCUGCUAACUUUUUUGACCUGCCAGACUUCCUGUCCUGGAAAGCAACAGGCUCGUUGACAAGGUCGUUAUGUACACUGGUGUGUAAAUGGACAUACUGCCCUCCAGAAGGGUGGGAUGGCAGCUUCUGGACCAGCAUUGGACUGGAGGACAUCCUGGAAAACAAUUUUUCCAAAAUAGGCAGUGUAACAUGCUCCCCAGGGAACCCGUUGGGAAACGGCCUCACCCAGGAGGCAGCAGCAAAUCUGGGUUUGGCGCCAGGAACUGCAGUUGGUGCUUCUCUUAUUGAUGCUCAUGCUGGAGGGCUAGGUGUGAUCGGUGCAGAUGUAAAAGGCUUUCACUUGCCCUGUGAGGACCACCCAAUCUCCACACGCAUGGCGAUGAUAUGUGGGACGUCAACCUGCCACAUGGCGAUCAGCGAGCAGCCUCUGUUUGUGCCAGGAGUGUGGGGACCCUGCCUGUCUGCCAUGGUGCCUGGCAUGUGGCUCAAUGAGGGAGGGCAGAGCGCUACAGGGAGGCUGAUUGACCACAUGGUUACCGGCCACACUGCCUACACCCAACUCCAGGAGCAAGCACAGCAGAGAUUUCCUUUUGCAGGCGAGAACAUCUACAGCUACCUGAACAACCACUUGAGUUUAAUGUCUCCCUCCCAUUCUGCUGUUGACCUGCUGGCCUCCAGUCUUCAUGUGUGGCCAGACUUUCAUGGGAACAGGUCUCCCCUGGCUGAUUCUACCUUGAAGGGCAUGGUGGUUGGAUUGUCACUUUCCCAAACCUUGGAUGACUUGGCCCUGCUCUAUUUAGCCACCAUACAAGCCCUUGCUUUUGGUACGCGUCAUAUUCUGGAGGCUAUGAAAGAGGCAGGACAUGACAUCAGAACCCUCUUCCUGUGUGGAGGCUUGAGCAAAAACCCUCUGUAUGUACAGAUUCACGCCAAUGCUACAGGAUUGGCUGUAGUGUUGCCAGACCAGAUGGAGGCUGUGUUAAUAGGAGCAGCAGUCCUGGGUGCAUGUGCAUCACAAGACUACAGCACGAUACAGGAGGCCAUGGAGAAUAUGGCGAAAGUGGGGACAGUUGUUCAGCCUGACUGUGAACUCCAGAGCUUCUAUGAGAGAAAGUACAGGGUGUUCCUGCGACUUUUCGCCCACCAGAGGGAGUACCAAGCCAUCAUGAACCAGAGAUGAUAAUGGUGGUGGGGGGGGCCAACUGGUACUGAGUCUUUGUGAUGUAAUGAUGACGAGAAAUCCACAACCUGGAUGGAACCAGGAACUCUGCAGAUUUUUGGUAGUCUGUGUUUUGGAUCCACUGCUGCACUUCUACCCAAAGCAAAGAGGACACAGAGACCGAUAGUUUGACUUCCUAGUGUCCCCUCAGUGCCACCCAAAGUCAAAUACCAUCAAGUACUGUCACCUUGAAAUGUAUUCCUAAUAAUUAAAAUGAAAUGGGCUCAUGCCUUUCA
Monopterus albus (swamp eel) is the source of this 2100-nucleotide messenger RNA. RefSeq names its product FGGY carbohydrate kinase domain containing (gene fggy). The record is from RefSeq and is a predicted model, not a curated record. Gene Ontology annotation, biological process: pentose metabolic process; carbohydrate phosphorylation. NCBI's taxonomy places the organism in Eukaryota, Metazoa, Chordata, Actinopteri, Synbranchiformes, Synbranchidae. Gene Ontology annotation, cellular component: cytoplasm. The transcript has 16 exons. The coding region runs from base 173 to 1825 and encodes 550 amino acids. Gene Ontology annotation, molecular function: D-ribulokinase activity.